Panonychus citri (citrus red mite) is the source of this 2857-nucleotide messenger RNA. RefSeq names its product alcohol dehydrogenase [acceptor]-like. The record is from RefSeq and is a predicted model, not a curated record. Gene Ontology annotation, molecular function: flavin adenine dinucleotide binding; oxidoreductase activity, acting on CH-OH group of donors. Lineage: Eukaryota; Metazoa; Arthropoda; Arachnida; Trombidiformes; Tetranychidae.
UGAUUAUCUUGAUAUCAUUUAUUAUCACCAUACAGAAAAUUUUAUCUAAUAUCAUAAAAUUAUUAUCGUUUAUCAUUUGAAAUCAUAAACGAUUAUUAAACAAUUAAGCUUAUUAACAUGGAUGUUUAUUCACAAUCUAAUAUCUUGGUUUCCUUUGGUUUUAUGUUCUUGACCAAUUAAUCAAUUAGAUGAUGAUAAUUAUAAGUGACCACAACCUUGACCAAAUUAAGCGUAUUAUUUUUCGUGCUUUAUUGAUUUUCUUUAUUCAAUUGGUCAAUUUUUGAUCGAUUCUCACCAAUUUCGGAUUUGGCGAUAAUUAAUUAUGUUAAUAGAUUGAAGGGAAACCCUGGUUACCUGUUACAAUGCGAUUAAACUAACUGAUUGUUUAGAAUUGAUUAGAUUAAGAGUGAUGACCAAAACAAAGAAUUGAGAUCAAAAGAAAUCAGGUUAACUCAUUUUUUGUUUUCUCUUUUCACCCUAGACCUUCAAUCUCACCUGAAGGUUGUCUAAUAAUCUCUGGUGAUAUUUUAUCAAAUGUUAACAUGAUUUCGUUACAAUUGGAACAUUAUUUCAUCUUUGAUUCUUGAACGAAAAGCUCAUUAAUUCUUGUCAACUGAAUUGAAGAUUUUGUGAUUUUUUUUCUCGUUUCAUUAAUCGUAUCAACGAAGCCCUCGAGGGAUUUGAUUACUCGGUCGUUUCAACAUGAAGAAUGUUUUGUUUUUCUGUUUUAUUUUAAUUGUUCACAUUUGCCUAAUUGGUUGUACAUCUUUACCAAUCAACAUGACAACCUUGCGACAAACUAGGAUCACAUCGUGGUUACAGCGUUGGAAUCUCAGUCGAUUUACUGAAAUGUUGCCUUCGUUUCCUGAUUUAAUGUCACUAAUUAGCUCAGUAAUUGGACCUAUUGGCCUGGCAACUUAUUCUCUUGAAACUAUUUUACCAGCAUUGGUUAAGCCAAGUUAUGAUUACAUUGUGAUCGGCGGAGGAACAGCGGGAUCAGUGUUGGCGAAUAGACUAUCUGAAGAUGGAAAAAAUCGUGUCUUAUUGAUCGAAGCGGGUUCCAAAGAGCCGGAUAUUAACUCAAUUCCAUUUGUUCAUCAGUUUCUUCGUAAAACAGAUACUGAUUGGUCAUAUCAGUCAACACCACAGGUUCGAUCUGGUUGGGGUUUAAAAGGUCAUAAAAUUCCAAUACCUCGAGGUAAAAUGAUCGGUGGAAGUUCAAGUCAAGGCUCUAUGAUCUAUUCGAGAGGUUCACCUAAAGAUUACGAUCGAUGGAAAUCAUUAGGUGUCAAUGGCUGGUCGUUCGCUGAUGUUUUCCCUUAUUUCAUAAAAGCCGAAGGAGCGACUUCGUUGUGGGACUUUGAACCUGGUUAUCAUGGACUAACAGGUCGAAGCAAAGUGACACAAUAUUCAACCCCAUUGACCGUUGAGACUUUUCUUGGUGCUAUUAGAGAGGCUGGUUGGACGAUCAAUGAUUAUAACGGCAAAAAUCAGACCACAUUCGCGUUCGCACAGUUUAAUAUCGAUGAGGGAAGUCGCAUCUCUGCGGGAAAAGCUUACCUGUCUGAUGCAUCUUCGAGGCCAAAUCUUGACAUUGUUCUUGAUUCUAAAGUUAUACGAAUUUUAUUUGACGAUAAAAAGACUGCAACUGGUGUUGAAUUUGUUUCUUCAAGGAUCAAUUACAUCGUCACGGCAACAAAAGAGGUCAUUUUAUCUGCUGGAGCAAUUAACUCACCGCAAAUUCUUAUGCUCUCCGGGAUCGGACCUAAAGAUCACCUUGAAUCUCAUGGAAUAAAAGUCUUGCACGAUUCUCCUGGUGUUGGAUUAAAUUUGCAAGAUCAUCCGAUGACCAUGAUUCCUUUUUUAACAGAAAAAGGUUCAAGUUUUGUUUACAAUCGAGUCUUUGAACUGUUCAACAGUUUGUACAGAUAUGUCACUGAACGGAAAGGUAUCAUCGCCAGUCCAGGUUCUAAUAUUGUUGGUUUUUAUCGAACCAAAUUUGCGGAUGAUCGGCCAGAUAUUCAGUUCCAAAUUGAGGGAACCGCAUUUGGAGCAGCACUUCCAACAUCCUUCUUAGGUUCAAUAUUCAAUUUUCGUCAAGAUCUCAUCGAUCGCUAUUUAGCACCGAACGGACGUUCUGAUGGCUUCUCUAUUUAUCCAAUUUUGCUUAAUCCAAAAAGCAAAGGAACCGUUAGACUGUCGUCAAAUAGUCCAAACGAUCCUCCGCUCAUUGAUUUUAAUCUUUUCGAGAAUGAAAGAGACAUCGAAAGGUUAGUCGAAGGAUGUAAACAGGCCAUUCGAAUUGGUUCAAUGCCUUCAUUGGUCAGAAUUAAUUCCCGUCGAUUUCCUGGUUCACCUGGACUAUGUGGACAAUAUGAACUCGUAACCGAUGAUUAUUUCAAAUGUUAUGUCCAAACGUUAACGGCGACAAAUAAUCAUCCCGUUGGUACAAUUAGAAUGGGAUCUCAAGAGGAUAAAAUGUCACCUUUGGACAAUAAAUUGAAAGUUAAAGGUGUUGAUAAACUGCGAGUUGUUGAUGCAUCGGUUUUACCUGAGAUUAUCUCAGGUAAUUUAAAUGCUCCCGUUAUGAUGAUUGCGGAGAAAGCAGCUGAUCUGAUUCUCGGUGUAACUAAAUUGAAACCAUCGUUACCACCAAUUCAAUUGUAAUUGAAAUCUCACAAUAACAAGUAAACUUUAUAAUAAUUAUCAUUAAGUUUCAUUUUCUGCUGUAAAUAAUUAAUAAAUACAAAUAUCUUUUCAAUUACACUAGAUUUGAGCUAAUUGUUGAUCAUCUUAGAGAUGGUAAUUAUUUCAAUACAUCUUGAAUCGCAGUAAUUAUAUGAUGAUGAUGAUGAUG